AUGACUUCAAAAGGAUCAACAUUAGAUUCAAUCCAUGAUAUUAUCAAAUGUUCAAUCUGUUUAAAUAGUCCAAAGAACCCAAGGUUCUGUCCCAAGUGCAACGCACUCUACUGUUUCGAUUGCAUACAGAAAUGGAUCGAAACAAACCCUACAUGCCCAGCUUGUAGAUCAACUCUAAAUACAGAGAAUCUUGGUUCAAAUCUAAUCGUUUCAAACAUUUUGAAUGAGUUGAGCAAAUCACAAGAGUACAUCCAACCCGAUCUUUGUAGUAUACAUAAUUAUGAUAUGAUUUAUUAUUGUAAUCGAUGUGCAGAAUCUAUAUGUUCGGAUUGUGCACUCUUUCAACACAAUGGACACAGCAUUGAAAAGAUAUCUUUGAUCUAUAACAAACAUUUGGAAAUAUUAAAGAUUGAGGAAGAAGCUUUAAAAAAAAGAUUAGAAGAGUUGAAUGAUUUAAAUAUUUUCUUAGAGUCUGAUGCAAAUCAAUUAUUACACAACAAAAAAGAAGUAGAAGCAGAUAUAGAAGCAGAGUUUUUAGAUAUGAAGGAUCGAUUGAAUAAAGAUGUCGAUCACCGUUUUGGAAUCAUUUCAAAAGCUCAACAGAAACUAAAUUCAGAGAUGCUUCAUUUGGAUGGUCUUUAUGAUCAACUAUACAUUCACUACAAGAAAUCACCUUCACAAUUCAUAUCUACCAGUGCAUCACUCACACGUUCUUUACAAGAUAUUCAUAAACACUCGAUUCUCGAAAUCUAUAGACCCGUUAGCACAGAGGUGGUCUCUGAAACAUCGCCACCCUAUGAAUACAGAUUGAUGAAACUCUCAAACUUUUUGUCUGGAGAACAAUAUGUCAACAAAAUAUCAUUCCAUGGAAUCGUUUGGGAAAUUAGAUGUGGAAUGGAAGAUGAUAAUCUCUUUAUCAAUUUAAAAUUAUUAGAAUCAAUUUCUGAUGGAAAAUAUUUUUACAAAUUUACUCUUAUAAAUCAAAAUUCUAAUAUAAACAAGGUAUAUGAACCAAAAUUACCUUUGCACAUUGGAAAAUCCAUUUAUAUUCCCAAUUUCAUAACCAAAGAUUCACUUAUCAAAGAAGGAUAUAUAGCACCUGAAAAUGAUGUUUUAUUGUUGGAAUUUGGAUUUAAAUCACCAAGUUUUUAUUCACUUUGCCAUGAUUUAAAGAGCUAUAUUAAAAUAUUGGAAAAUCAAAAUAAUCUUUUGAAAAAGAGUAAAGAUAGAGAAUCACUCACCUCUACUUCACCUCUUGAUAGUAGUGGUAAUAAUAUUGACAAUACAAGUAAUAAUAAUAAUAAUAGUAAUAAUAAUAAUGAUAAUAAUAAUAAUGAUAAUAAUAAUAAUAAUAAUAAUAAUAAUAAUAAUAAUAAUAAUAAUAAUAAUAACGAUGAUAAUUUUUCAAGGAAUCGCCAAUACGAUCCAAUCUCACAAAGUAUGACAAUACCAAAUGAUGAUAUAAGCGAUGUUGAAAGUACUAGUUCUAGUUCUCAUAGCACAAGUAGUCAUAGCAGUAGUAGUAGUAGUCAUAGUAGUAGUAGUAGUAAUAGUAAUAGUAGUAGCCAAGACCAAUUAACGGGUGAUGAAGAUUAUUUUGGAGAUGAUGAGGACGAGGAGGAAGGGAAUGAAUUGGAUGAUGAGGAAGAGCUUCACAGAAAACCAACAUUUCUUCACCACCACCAUCAUCAUCAUCACCAUAAUCAACGUAGAAACUCCCUCUCCCCACCUCUCUACUCUAUUUAUAAUCAUGAUCUCGAUGAUGACGAAGAGGACGAAUAUGACGAAAUUCCUGAAGAAGAUUUAGAGGAUGACGUCAACUCUUCAUUGUCAAUGAUCGUCAAUUCCUCUGGGACUGACUCUGAAAGCGAAGAAAUCAAUCUCAAUGCAUCGUUUAACUUUAAUCGAUACAUAUUUGGAAAUAGUCAUAUCUCUGGUAAAGGAGGAACCAAAAAGUCGGACAGACGCGAAAAUAGAUCCGAAAAUGAUGUCGACUUGACAAGAGGAAUAGCUACCAGCACCGAGAGCGAUACAAAGCAAACAGAUGUUGAAGACACUUUCAAUGACAAAUGGUUGUCUCACUUUAAGCAAUGUCUUGGAAGCAAUAGUAUCAAUGGUGGUAGUGGUAAUUUACGAGAUGACCCCCGAAUUCUUCUAGUCGAUCAGUCUCACGAAAACACUGAAAACGAAAAAGGGUACGAUGAAAUGGAUCCCAUUCCAGAGUUUACAAAUAAUUCCACUCAACAAAAUGGAAUUAAAAAUGGUAUCAAAGAUCAACCACAAGAUGAUCUAGACUUGGAUCAAGAAGACGACCAAGAAGACGAAUCAGACGAUGAAGAAGAAGAAGAAGAAGAAGAGAUUGAAGGUAUCAUCCAACAAACUAAUGACAACUUGGUAGACUAUGCUCAAAUCAAUGACGAAGAAAUAGAAAUAGAGGAUGAAGGCCAAGAAGACGACCAAGAAGAAGAAGAAGAAGAAGACGACUCUGAUUUGGAAGAAGAAUCAGAGGAAGAAAAAGAAAUUACCUUUAUCAACGAGGCAAUGGAAAACUCUGUGAUCAAUGAACCACAAAUUGCAAUUGUUGGUAUACAAGAAAUCAAAGAGUUUGAAGAUGAUGAUGACGACGAUGACGACGACGACGAAGACGACAACGGAAAUGAUCAAGAAUAUAAUGAUGACCAAGAAGAAUUAGAAGAAGACAACAAAGAAGAAGAAGAAGAAGAUGAUGAUGAAGAUGAAGAAGAUGACAGUGACGAAAGAGUGUAUAUACGUACUGAUGUUAUUCGCAACAUAAUUAAUAAUAAUUUUGAAUCAAAUAGUAGCCAAGAAUAUAUCAACAUUGACAAUCAUGACAUAUCCAACCCAACUAGUUCAACUACUACUUCUAUCACCACAGCCACUAACAACAACACUAAUGAAACAUAG
This is a messenger RNA of Cavenderia fasciculata, 2925 nucleotides long. RefSeq lists its product as uncharacterized. Gene Ontology annotation, cellular component: aggresome; peroxisome. Bases 1 to 2925 code for a protein of 974 amino acids. The transcript is spliced from 6 exons. Lineage: Eukaryota; Evosea; Eumycetozoa; Acytosteliales; Cavenderiaceae. The record is from RefSeq and is a predicted model, not a curated record. Gene Ontology annotation, biological process: negative regulation of centriole replication; protein autoubiquitination. Gene Ontology annotation, molecular function: zinc ion binding; tumor necrosis factor receptor binding; ubiquitin protein ligase binding.